UGUGUGUGUGAGACUGUUUGUAGGUUAGUGAAAGAUUUCUGUGGCCAUAGAUAAGAGGAUUAUUGUGGAAUUAGUGUCAUUCCUCUAUCACCACGAGGAAUAGAUUCAUAUCGAUUUUAAUCAGCGAUAGAACCACAAAACCGCAGACAAAAGCUGACAGAUCGAGGAGGAGGACGGAACGGAUCGGAGCUGCUUCCACCUCCCUGCUUUUCCUUCUCGGAGGUCCACUCACAUCCCAGAGGAAGCGGGACCUUUGAAGUGGUCGCACUGCGAAGAGCUGGAGGUGGAGCAUGGAGCUUGAUGUGGUGGAGAUGCUGGAGUCGCAUCCGCUCCUUCAAAGCAAUCUGUGAGCGAUGAAGGUGGACGGGAUGAGCUGCCUGGCUCUGGCUGUGGCCAGCUUCGUUGCCAUGGCGACUGCCGGUCGCAGCACCAGCCGCAGGAAGCACAAGGAGGUCUUCCUCGGGGAGAACAGCAAGUUCAAGUUUGGCGGGCGCAUUGACUACAAGCUGAAGAGGCAGGACAGCACCAAAACACUGCUGAUCAAAAGUGAACAACUGCUGAGGAUCGAGGAGAGUGACUUCGCCAUGAGGCCGGGCUUUGGAGGUGCAGCCAUCCCCGUCGGCAUCGACGUGCAGGUGGAGAGCAUCGACAGCAUCUCCGAGGUCAACAUGGACUUCACCAUGACUCUGUACCUGCGGCACUACUGGAAGGACGAGCGGCUGUCCUUCCCGUCCCAGACCAACCAGAGCCGCACCUUCGACUCCCGGCUGGUGAAGAAGAUCUGGGUCCCCGACGUCUUCUUCGUCCACUCCAAGCGCUCCUUCAUCCACGACACCACCAUGGAGAACAUCAUGCUGAGGGUUUACCCCGACGGAAACAUCCUCUACAGCGUCAGAGUGACGGUGACGGCGCUCUGCUCCAUGGACUUCAGCAGCUUCCCUCUGGACACGCAGAACUGCUCGCUGGAGCUGGAGAGCUACGCGUACAACGAGAACGACCUGAUGCUGUACUGGAAGAACGGGAACGACUCCCUGAGGACGGAUGAGAUCGUCCUGUCUCAGUUCUUCAUCGAGCAUUUCCACGCCUCCAGCGGCCUGGCCUUCUACAGCAGCACAGGGUGGUAUAACCGCCUCUUCAUCAACUUCAUCCUGCGGAGGCACAUCUUCUUCUUCAUGCUGCAGACCUACUUUCCCACCAUGCUCAUGGUGGUCCUCUCCUGGGUCUCCUUCUGGAUCGACAGGAGGGCCGUUCCUGCACGAGUGUCUCUGGGAAUGACCACGGUGCUCACCAUGUCCACCAUCAUCACAGGAGUCUCGUCCUCCAUGCCUCAGGUGUCCUAUGUGAAGGCCGUGGACAUCUACCUGUGGACCAGCUUCCUGUUUGUCUUCCUCUCCGUGAUUGAAUACGCAGCCGUGAACUACUGCACCACUCUGGAGGAGAUGAGGAAGAUGAGGAGGGGGAAGAUUCCGUCCACCUUCGAUGCCAGCCAAGCCAUGGCCUUUGAUGGGUGUUUCCACGACAACGACAUUGAGCUCACAACUUUCACUCGGAUGGCGCCCACGCUGACCUCUGACCCUCUGACCACGCCCACGCAGAGCUCAGACCUCCGGCCCCCUGAGGGCACUCGUCUGCGGCGGCAGAGGUCUGUGCGAGAGAACGUGGACCUGCUGGUCAACAACAGCUACAUGAUCGACUCGUACUCGCGGCUGGCCUUCCCCCUGUCCUACCUGCUCUUUAACAUCAUCUACUGGAGCCUGUACUCCUGAUGCAGCGCCUCCUGCUGGUGGGGCAGAGAGGGGGCGCUGCACGUUCGAGUCUCGGAUCAAGCUGCUGAUGGGAGAUUAAAUGACCGCAGGUCCUCAAACAGACGUUUACGUUUUAAUACUUUUGUGCUUAACUGGGAUUUCACUCUCAUUUUUCAGCCAAAAACAAACAGAAACUGUUAUAAUGACUGAGACUUUGACAAACACUGUGAAAAAACAAAGGAUCACUCAUGUUUUUGAUCACACAGGAGAUCAAGACUCCAGCUUCAAUGUUUCAUUUGACUUAGAGACAAAAUGGUUUAAUAAACAGAGAAGUUGAA
This is a messenger RNA of Oryzias melastigma (Indian medaka), 2083 nucleotides long. Its product is annotated as gamma-aminobutyric acid receptor subunit rho-3. Gene Ontology annotation, molecular function: extracellular ligand-gated monoatomic ion channel activity; neurotransmitter receptor activity; GABA-A receptor activity. Bases 354 to 1766 code for a protein of 470 amino acids. The transcript has 10 exons. Gene Ontology annotation, biological process: regulation of membrane potential; monoatomic ion transmembrane transport; signal transduction. The record is from RefSeq and is a predicted model, not a curated record. Lineage: Eukaryota; Metazoa; Chordata; Actinopteri; Beloniformes; Adrianichthyidae. Gene Ontology annotation, cellular component: synapse; GABA-A receptor complex; neuron projection.